Molecule: messenger RNA, 1464 nt
Organism: Fonsecaea multimorphosa CBS 102226
Lineage: Eukaryota; Fungi; Ascomycota; Eurotiomycetes; Chaetothyriales; Herpotrichiellaceae
Exons: 1
Coding region: 1-1464 (487 amino acids)
Source: RefSeq, a predicted model, not a curated record
AUGGCUGGCGAGCGUCUACCUAACGAAUAUACCGACGUCGUUGUGGUAGGCUCUGGGGUUGCCGGGCUUUCGGCGGCUAUCGAAGCAAGUGUCAAGCAUGCCAACGUGCUAUUGUUUGAAUCACAAGACACGAUUGGAGGGACUUCGACGGUGAGUGCAGGAGGCUGUUGCAUUGUGGAUACGCCACUUCAACGCCGUGCUGGCAUCCACGAUACAGUUCAGGGUGCGCUCUUGGAGUGGUUUGCGCUGGGUGGUCCGACGGUAGACCAAGCCUGGGCGCGACAGUACGUGGAAAACAGCAAGACGUUCGUCUACGAUUGGCUUGAGCAGCUGGGUAUACGAUGGACCGAUGUCAAGCAGCCCGAAGGAAACAGCCUUCCUCGUUGGCACCAGCCAGAAGGUUGGGGCAAGGCCGUCGUGCAAGCCCUUCUCAAACGGGCACACGGUCUUGGGGCCGAGGUCAGGACACAAUCACGGAUACAACGUCUACUCGUAAACAACAAUACGGUAUCUGGGGUGGAAGUCGAAGCGAAGGGCAAGACAUACAGGGUCAUCAGUCCGGCCGUCAUUGUCUGUACGGGUGGGUAUGCAAGCAACAUCACGAAGGUGCUGGAAUGGUGUCCAAGGCUGCGAACAAUACCACGUCUGCUCGGCGGCGGCGGAGUCGGUGCUCUCGGCCAAGGGCAUGAUAUGCUGCAACGAGAUGCAGAUGCCCAAUUCUGCUGUCUAGACCACAUCUGGUUGUAUCCGGUCGGCACUCCAGAUCCAACAGACCCCAGCGGAGCCCGUGGCAUUGCACCUCGCCUGCUUCGGGGCGACAUCUGGCUCAACAGUCGAGGGGAGCGCUUCCAUGACGAGUCAUUGACGGGUCCCCGCGUCGGCUCGGUGGCCUUGUUGAACCAGCUUGGCCAAACCGCGUGGAUGGUCUUUAGUGCGCCGGAAAUCAAACAUCUCCAACUAUACAACAACGAGGCUUACUUCCCUCCUCCCUCCGAUGGCCAAGACCUUCCCGCCAAAAGAUCCUUUUGGGCAGACUCGAAGUAUGCAUGGCGGGCAGACAAUAUUGAAGAGCUUGCAGAGGUCAUUGGCUUACCCACAGACGCAACUCGGUCCACCAUCGAUGCCUUCAAUGCAGACGUCGCCGCGGGACUCAGCUGUGACUCCCAGCACGGUCGCCCGUUGCAGGACGCAGUUCCUCUAGAACGGAACCUGGCGGCGAUCCAGAUCUUUCCCAUGGCACAAAAGACAUUUGGCGGAGUGCGCACCGAUUUGAAAUGUCGAGUGAUGGGUCGCUCUGGUGACUGUGUCCGCGGUCUGUUCGCGGCCGGGGAGGUUGCUGGGAUGGCUGGUGGCUGCAUCAAUGGCAAGGCUGCCCUCGAGGGCACCAUGUUUGGUCCCUGCCUCUACUCUGGCAGGGUGGCAGGCAUGACUGCGGCGUCCUACGUUAUACAGUCCCUACUUUGA